GUAAGAUGCUCCGUGGAAGGGAGCCGAGCGGUGGGCAGUGGCCGAGUCCCCGAUAAGGAGCGCCUCACAUUUCCGUGGCAUUCUCAUUUGCUAGUGCGCUGCUGCGGCCGCACGCCUGAUUGAUAUAUGACUGCAAUGGCACUUUUCCAUUUGACAUUCUCUCUCUCUCUCUCCCUCUCCCUCUCCCUCUCUCUCUCCCUGUGUCGCUUAAACAACAGUCCUAACUUUUGUGUGUUGCAAAUAUAAAAGGCAAGCCAUGUGACAGAGGGACAGAAGAACAAAAGCAUUUGGAAGUAACAGGACCUCUUUCUAGCUCUCAGAAAAGUCUGAGAAGAAAGGAGCCCUACGUUUCCCCCAAGCUGUGCGGCAGAUACCGUGAGGGUGGAUCGCAAGUGGAAAGAGUGAGACCCGACUCCGACACACAAAGGACAAUGACAACCAGAAAGCUCCGGCCAGAUCGUGCCCUUUGCUGGGAAGGAACUGGAUCCUAGGGGGCGAAGGCAUUGCCAAUCUUUAGUCCUCUGCCUCCCUCUGCUGUUCCUUCUGAGAAGUUUUCCUUACAACAAUGAGAAAUCAUGCACUCGCUGCAUCUUUUUCUAUGCUCUCCCUGCUGGCGCUGAUGGGAGAUACAGACAGCAAAACGGACAGCUCGUUCAUGAUCGACUCGGACCCUCUGCGCUGCAUGAGGCACCACUAUGUUGAUUCUAUCAGUCACCCGUUGUACAAGUGUAGCUCAAAGAUGGUGCUUCUGGCCAGGUGCGAGGGGCACUGCAGCCAGGCGUCACGCUCGGAGCCCCUGGUGUCCUUCAGCACUGUCCUCAAGCAGCCCUUCCGCUCCUCCUGUCACUGCUGCCGGCCCCAGACCUCCAAGCUAAAAGCACUGCGGCUGCGCUGCUCCGGGGGCAUGAGGCUCACAGCCACCUACCGGUACAUCCUCUCCUGUCACUGCGAGGAGUGCGGCUCCUGAGACCGGCCGCUCAGCGGCUUCUGGACGGGACAUCCUCCUCCCUCGCCGAGACAGAUCAUCCAGCCAGGGAGAAGGACUGGCAAGAAAAGAGUUAAGGAGGAAAACACCCCCAAAAGAUGCAGCAAUUCCCACGGGGUUCUGCAUAUUCUAGUAAUAAAGACUCUCCAUGCUUGUUGACAGAGAGACGAGAGAGAGAGAGAGAGAGAGAGAGAGAGAGAGAGAGAGAGAGAUGCUCUGGGAACUUGGUUUCCAUCCCCGUCUCCUUUCCCUGGUACAAUUUCUUUCGGUUCCUUUUCAGAUUCAGGCAUCCCCCCCACCCCCCCCUCCCCCUGCCUUGGCACUGAAUGCCGUUUGGGUCUCCAACAAUUCAGCGUCAGUCGGGAACGUGGGCCCCCGUGCAAGCGUGGGUCAGGCCGUCACUUGUUGGGUGCGCGUUGGGGGCGCAUUCGCCUCGGAAAGCAGGAAAGCGCAACCCUUUCCGCGAUCCCGCCUGGCUCUCUUUCGCUCCGGUCUUUAUCUUGCCAUUUGGUCUCAGGUCGCCACCCCUGCUCAAGGUUACCCAUUUCAAAUUGCAGGCACCGAGCAUGUGGAUGUGCGUAGCCAGGCUCACUCGCAGCGGGCUAACCAACAUUAAAAUAGCUAACAAACGGAUGCUGGAACUCCCGAGAGCGGUAAUUAUUGUUCCGAAAUAACUCCUGGGAAGUAAAGGUGGCCUAAGGAAUUCGUCACCCGAAGGCUCUUGCAGAUAAAUUACGGUAGAAUUUUGAAAGGGAGCAGACUCUUAAAGACCUGCACAAAUACGGAUCCUGCACUGACUUUGAAAAAGGCAUACACGUACUAGUGGCAUGGAGAACAUACUAUACUCAUGCAUGCAAAUUAGACAACUCAAGUAUGAAUCUAUUUGUGGGUGUGCUAUAGUUUUAGCCAUGUUGCGGACAUCAUUCUCAACCAUCCACUUGUCCGUGUGAAGCUUGCUGCCCCGAAGGCAGCCUGACUCAUCCUCGGAACAUUUGGCUCAAAUAUAUUUUGGUCCUUGAGACUCAAAAUUUGAGUUAUUCCCAUGUUGUGAAAUAAAAAGACAGUAU
Lynx canadensis (Canada lynx) is the source of this 2052-nucleotide messenger RNA. It is a transcript of the gene NDP, whose product is annotated as norrin cystine knot growth factor NDP. The record is from RefSeq and is a predicted model, not a curated record. Gene Ontology annotation, biological process: Wnt signaling pathway. The transcript is spliced from 3 exons. NCBI's taxonomy places the organism in Eukaryota, Metazoa, Chordata, Mammalia, Carnivora, Felidae. The coding region runs from base 566 to 967 and encodes 133 amino acids.